Messenger RNA from Cuscuta europaea, 1679 nucleotides. The record is from the annotation of a GenBank genome assembly. NCBI's taxonomy places the organism in Eukaryota, Viridiplantae, Streptophyta, Magnoliopsida, Solanales, Convolvulaceae.
GAAACUCUCACAUCCGGUUCUGUAGUAGAGAUGGAAUAAAUAAAAAUCCAUCAACUAUAACCCCAAAAGAACCAGAUUCCGUAAACAACAUAGAGGAAGAAUGAAGGGAAUAGCUUCUCGAGGGAAUCAUAUUUGUUUCGGUAAAUAUGCGCUUCAAGCACUUGAACCCGCUUGGAUCACAUCUAGACAAAUAGAAGCUGGGCGACGGGCUAUGACACGAAAUGCACGUCGUGGAGGAAAAAUAUGGGUACGUAUAUUUCCCGAUAAACCAGUUACUGUACGACCCGCAGAAACACGUAUGGGUUCAGGAAAAGGAUCCCCUGAAUAUUGGGUUGCUGUUGUUAAACCCGGUCGGAUACUUUUUGAAAUGGGUGGAGUAACAAAAAAAUAUUGCCAGAAAAGCUAUUUCAAUAGCAGCAUCAAAAAUGCCGAUACAAACUCAAUUCAUUAUUUCGGAGAUAGAAUAGACGAUAUAACUCUAGAACCAACCCAAAGAAUCUUAAGAAUGAAACAAAAACAAAAAAAAAAGAGGUUUCGUUUUAUGUUUGUGGACAAAAAAUAUUUCUUUUUUUCUUCGCCCUUUGCAUUGUGAAAGAAAAGAAUAAAAAAAAUGCUAUGAUUCAAUCCCAAACCCUUUUAAAUGUAGCGGAUAACAGCGGGGCUCGAAAAUUGAUGUGUAUUCGAAUAAUAGGAGCUAGCAAUCGUCGAUAUGCUUAUAUUGGUGACAUUAUUGUUGCUGUUAUCAAAGAAGCUGUACCUAACAUGCCUCUACAAAGAUCUGAAGUAGUUAGAGCCGUAAUCGUGCGUACCUCUAAAGAACUAAAACGUGGCAACGGGAUAAUAAUACGAUAUGAUGAUAAUGCCGCAGUUGUUAUUGAUAAAGAAGGAAAUCCAAAAGGGACCAGAAUUUUUGGUCCAAUCCCCCGGGAGUUAAGACAAUUAAAUUUUACUAAAAUCGUUUCAUUAGCUCCUGAGGUAUUAUAAAAAAAAUUAAAAAAUGGAGUAGAAUCUGUCUCACGUAUAUAACUUUAAGAUUAAAAUAAAGUAAGAUAAACACAAUAAUCCAUAGACAAUAAAAAAAAACACGUUGAGAGUAGAAAAAUUUUUAGCUCCAUAAUUAGAGUUCAUCAUGGGUAGGGACACUAUUGCUGAGAUAAUAACUUCUAUACGGAAUACUCAUAGGGAUGGAAAAAGAACAGUUCGAAUCCCAUCCAGUAAUAUUAACGAAAAGAUUGUAAAACUCCUUUUAAAAGAAGGUUUUAUUGAAAGUGUGAGAAAUCAUCGAGAAAACAACAAAAAUUUUUUAGUUUUAACUCUGCAACAUAUAAACACUAAAAAAAGGACCUUUAGCAAUAUUCUAAAUUUAAAACGGAUAAGUCGACCCGGUCUACGAAUGUAUUCUAAGUCUAAAAAAAUACCUAAAAUUUUAGGCGGGAUGGGGGUUGUAAUUCUUUCUACUUCACGUGGUAUAAUGACAGACCGAGAAGCCCGACUGCAAAGAAUCGGGGGGGAGAUUUUGUUUUAUAUAUGGUAAUAUUUUCAAGAUGCCAAUUAGGUAGAAACUUUCCAUUUCUAUGAUUCCCAAAUGGGAUAUUUUAGAAUCUAAUGAAAUCCCCAUUCCUUAUUGCUUCUAGGUCACUGAAAUAAAGAAUAAAGUCCUUCGGAUGAAAGAACAAAAA